Messenger RNA from Sturnus vulgaris (Common starling), 1672 nucleotides. It is a transcript of the gene HUS1, whose product is annotated as HUS1 checkpoint clamp component. Gene Ontology annotation, biological process: meiotic DNA integrity checkpoint signaling; mitotic DNA replication checkpoint signaling; nucleotide-excision repair. The record is from RefSeq and is a predicted model, not a curated record. Gene Ontology annotation, cellular component: site of double-strand break; checkpoint clamp complex; nucleolus. Lineage: Eukaryota; Metazoa; Chordata; Aves; Passeriformes; Sturnidae.
CCGGGCUGUUCGCGCUGAGGGGUCCCUCUCCCUGAGCCUGAGGGCCCUCCCGGCCCCUCGCCGCCCCUCGCCGCCAUGCGAUUUCGGGCUAAGAUCGUGGAUCUCGCCUGCCUUAACCACUUCAGCCGUAUCGUUAACACAAUCGCCAAGUUAGCCAAGACCUGCAUCCUGCGCCUUACUGUCUGCAAGCUGUACUUCAUCCUCUCCGAUAAAGUAGCAAAUGGAGGCGCCAGUAUGUGGUGUGAGCUGAGCCAGGGGAAUUUCUUCGACGAAUUUCAGAUGGAAGGAGUAGCUGCAGAGCAUAAUGAAAUCUAUUUAGAGUUGGUGCCUGAGAACCUGUCAAGAGCAUUAAAAACUGCCCAGAAUGCUAAGGCAGUGAAGAUCAAGUUGACUAAUAAACACUGUCCCUGUCUCAGUGUUGCUGUGGAGCUACCAUCCUUAUCAAGCAGCAGCAGGAUUGUUACACAUGACAUUCCUGUGGGAGUUAUUCCUAGAAGAAUGUGGAAUGACUUCAGAGAGCCCAGUGUGCCGGACUUUGAUGUCAGUAUUUACCUACCAGCGCUGAAAACAAUGAAGAGUGUUGUGGAAAGAAUGAAGAAUCUCAGCAAUUUCAUUGUGAUUGAAGCAAAUUUGAGCGGUGAAAUGAACUUGAAAAUAGAAACUGACUUAGUAUCGGUAACAACACAUUUUAAAGACCUGGGAAAUCCUCCCUGGGCAUCAGAGGAUGGAUGUCAAAGUUCUGCUCAAGGCAGAGAUCCGGAAAGUAUGGCUGAAGUAUGCAUAGACAUCAAGAAGCUGCAGCAGCUGCUUGCUGGACAGCAGGUCAAUCCUACAAAAGCAUUGUGCAAUAUUGUACGUAAAAGAAUUGUCCACUUCAUCUUGCUCCAUGAGGAGGUUUCACUUCAGUAUUUUAUACCAGCAGUUGCCUGAAUGUUUUGGAAUUUUGGUCAUUUUCCAACUUGAGGCCUCUUCCAUCAAGUCUGAAAUCUUUCCUACGUUGCUGGAGUAUUUUGAUGUGAAACACUGUUAGACACAGCCUUCAGAUGGAUAUUAUUCAAAUAUUUAUGAAAGUAUUCAAAAUACCUCCUCAUCCAGACAGACAUUAUUGUGAAGAAUUAUAUGCUAUGAAAGACACAAUGCUGGGAAGCGUUGGUUAUGUCUUUCUCUUAGGAGGAGCAAGACUGAAAUUUGCCUUACCCACAGCUCAAAGCAUUCCAAAAGCACACUCAGUUAAAUACUUCAGUCUCCUUAAAAGACUAAAGGUAGAAUUCACCUCUGGAGCUGCUGCUGUGUGUAUUCAGUAUUGAGCAAUGCAAUCCAAGUUAAGGGAUCUCUGAGCAAGCUAUCAUACCUCCAUGAAACUGGAGAGCCUUCUGGAGGGUUGCCAGAUUGGUAUUUGCCUGAACAAGUAUUCACAGCCCUCCUGAAGUGGUACGGAAUUGAAUUCUGUUCCUUUAGAAAUCUUUUGAUUAGGCUUGCUCCAACAUACCUCAGUAGUUCUGUUUGUGCUUACUCUUUGUUUACCUCUUGGCCUGAGAGAACGAACAAAACAGUCUGGAUUACUUCGUUAAUGUGAGCAGUGAAAUUCCCUAUGUACAGAAUGAAUAUCGUAUGAGGACAUGCAUGAGCACAGCAAUUGGUGUGAAAUAAAGAACAAGUUAUCUGUGGAUCA